CCGCCUCCGCGCUCGCCCCGCCUCUCGUCCUGCGGCGGGUGCGGCCCCAGCGGCGGUGCCGGCAGCGCGGCGGGGGAUGGCGGGGCGGCCGGCGUCGCUGUCGGCACGGGAAGAAGGAUCAUUUGCGUAUAUAACAAUUAAAGACAGAACACCACAGAUCUUAACCAAGGCUAUUGACACAUUGCAUCGACAUAAAAGUGAAUUUUUUGAGAAACAUGGAGAGAGAGGUGUGGAAGCUGAAAAGAAAGCUAUUUCUCUUCUUUCUAAAUUACGGAAUGAACUGCAGACAGAUAAACCAAUUGUCCCCUUAGUUGAGAAGUUUGUUGAUACUGACAUAUGGAAUCAGUACCUCGAAUAUCAGCAAAGUCUUUUAAAUGAAAGUGAUGGGAAACCAAGGUGGUUUUACUCACCGUGGUUGUUUGUAGAAUGCUACAUGUAUCGUAGACUUCAUGAAGCCAUCAUCCAAAGUCCCCCAAUCGAUGACUUUGAUGUAUUUAAAGAAUCAAAAGACCAGAAUUUCUUUGAGUCGCAGGAAUCUGUCAUUGCUUUAUGUACCCACCUGCAAGCGUUGGCGAGCGCUGUUGAAGGCCUAGAUGAAAAUCAGCUGAAAAAUGAGUUUUUUAAGCUUCUUCAGAUUUCACUGUGGGGAAAUAGAUGCGAUCUGUCUCUAUCCGGCGGGGAAACCAGUUCUCAGAAGACCAAUAUAAUAAAUUCUUUGGAAGACCUAAAACCUUUCAUUUUAGUGAAUGACUUGGAACGUCUUUGGUCAUUGCUUACCAAAUGCAAGAAAACAAGAGAAAAAGUACCUGUUACUAGAGUGGAUAUUGUUCUGGAUAAUUCUGGGUUUGAACUUGUGACAGAUUUAGUAUUAGCCGACUUCCUCUUGUCCUCUAAACUGGCGACUGAGAUCCAUUUUUAUGGAAAAAUGAUUCCAUGGUUUGUUUCUGAUACUACUGUCCGUGAUUUUAACUGGUUAAUUGAACAAGUAAAACGGUCUGAUCAUAAGUGGAUGUCCAAGUGUGGGACCGACUGGGAAAACUAUAUAAAAACGGGCAGAUGGGUUUAUCACGAUCAUAUAUUUUGGACUCUUCCUCAUGAGUUCUGUGCAAUGUCUCAGGUCGCACCUGACUUAUAUGCCGAACUGCAAAAGGCACAUUUAAUUUUAUUCAAGGGUGAUUUGAAUUAUAGGAAGUUGACAGGCGACAGAAAGUGGGAGUUUACCGUUCCGUUCCAUCAGGCCUUGAGUGGCUUCCACCCCGCGCCUCUCUGCAGUAUAAGAACACUGAAGGCUGAGGUUCAGGUCGGUCUGCAGCCUGGGCAAGGGGAGCGGCUCGCAGCCUCUGAGCCCGGCUGGCUGACCUGUGGGAAAUAUGGAAUAUUUCAGUUCGAUGGUCCACUUUGACGUGGUUUUGGAACUCUGGGUUGUGUAGAAAGAUCUGACAGCACUUUCAUCCCCAGAAAAGCAGGUGUGGGUUUAGUACUGUGGCAGCUCUGCCUUAGCUCUGGGAAGCCUGGCCCCUCAGGGCUCACUUGCAUAUGCUCUGAAUGCUUUUUUCUCUGAACAUUUUGCCUCACUACAUUGUUUUGGGGAUAGAUUAGCUAGUUACAGAUAUUUACAUUUAUGUUGAAACUUUAGUAACUUAAUUCAAGUUAAAUGCAUAAUUUUCAGUGGUUUUAAUGAACUUACUUUUAAUUGGAGACAAAGCAACAUAUAAAUGAAUUCUGCUUUUAAAGUUAACAUUUUGGGGUUGUUUUGGUUGGCCUUGUGCUAACAUCCGUGCAAGUCUUCCUCCACUUGACGUGUGGGUCGCUGCCUCGGCGUGGCUGACAGUGGGGUAGGUCCAUGCCCAGGAUCCGAACCAACAAACCCGGGCUGCUGAAGUGGAACGUGCCAAACUCAACUGCUACGCCACAGGGCUGACCCCAACAGUUUUUUUUUUUUUUAGUACUAUGCUGCAUGGUAUUUAAUGUUGUAGGAAGCAUGUAAUUUUAUUUAACUUGAUUUGGGGCUCUAGAAACAAGGGCUCCAUGAGAAUAUACAUCUUAAAUACGUUUUGUGAAGAGAGGCAUGUCUUACAACUGUGAUAUUUGAACACACAAAAGUAAAACUUACCUCCUGAGUUAAUUCUAGAUUUUGUUCUCCUUGAAUUUUAUUUCAUUUCAAUAGUCUGUUUUAUUAACAUGCAUUUGAUCGACCUGUGGAGUGGAUGUCAGGAAACACCAGACUGAACAGAAUGAAACAAAUGGUAUUUGAAGAAUUGUAAUAUCUUUUACAAUCGAUUUGUGAUAUCUAUGAUCAAUUGAAAUGUAUUGUUUUAACCCAUAAGUGUUUUAGAUGAACAGGUUUUUAGAUUGCUCUGCAGUUUAAAAAAAUGCUUUAGAUAGAAAAGAUUCUUAUGCAUUGAAUUUGUGGUACUACCAACAAGUUAAUGCAUUUUUUAUAUUCUUACAUGUUUAUUGGUGAGCACCAGAUAUGAAAGACUGUAAGUUUCAGGUCAGUUUGUUUUGAAACUGAAAUUGGAAAUAAACCUGGAAAUGUUUUCUUGCACUAGAAUAAUAAAAUGAAUUGUA
Messenger RNA from Equus quagga, 2571 nucleotides. It is a transcript of the gene DCPH1, whose product is annotated as acidic residue methyltransferase 1. Bases 77 to 1402 code for a protein of 441 amino acids. The record is from RefSeq and is a predicted model, not a curated record. Lineage: Eukaryota; Metazoa; Chordata; Mammalia; Perissodactyla; Equidae. Gene Ontology annotation, molecular function: phosphatase activity. The transcript has 5 exons. Gene Ontology annotation, cellular component: nucleus; cytoplasm. Gene Ontology annotation, biological process: DNA damage response.